AUGCAUUCAUUUGCUAACGAUCUUUUUGAGAGAAGACCUUUUCUUCAAAGAAUUACUGUGCUUUAUGAAAAAGUUCAAGUCAUCUCCAGUCUCUAUGUCUCCUCCUGUACCAGUUUACUGCACAGUAAGGAUCUGAUGCAAUAUCUUGAAGGGAGUAAAUUUGAUGCUGUUCUCAGGGAUUCUGUUGUACCAUGUGGACAAACACUGGCUCUGCAUCUCUCUAUCCCAUCUGUUUUCUUUUUAUGGGGACUCCUCUGCAGUUUUGAUUUGCAGGCUACCCUGUGUCCACGCCCCCCUUCCUACAUCCCAAGACCAUUUACAGGCAACUCAGAUCACAUGACGUUUAUCCAGCACAUGGAAAACUUAUUUCUGAAAUCAUCAGAAUCCUUUCUUUGCAAUUUUGCCUAUUUGCCGUUUGAACUACUGGCCUCAGAUGUUCUUUACAGACCAGUAACAAUGAAGGAGCUCUUAAGCCAUGGAUCCAUUUGGCUUAAAAGAAUUGAUUUUGAUUUUGAGUAUCCCAUGCCAAUGAUGCCCAAUAGAGUCUUCAUCGGAGGUAUAAGCUGUGGAAAGAAAAAGCCAUUAUCUUAG
This is a messenger RNA of Opisthocomus hoazin, 591 nucleotides long. RefSeq names its product UDP-glucuronosyltransferase 1A1-like. Gene Ontology annotation, molecular function: UDP-glycosyltransferase activity. Lineage: Eukaryota; Metazoa; Chordata; Aves; Opisthocomiformes; Opisthocomidae. The record is from RefSeq and is a predicted model, not a curated record.